CAUUAUGCGAUGGGUUUCUUAUAUUCUACUAGAUCAUUACUCUAUAAAUACCUCUCAAAUUCAUAUGACAAAGAACAUAUAGAUAUUACAUAUUCUUUAAUUCACAUUUCCUCCAAAAAUGGCAUCUUCAACUCUUCCCCUAGUAUUCAUCGUGAGAAGACAAAAUCCAAAACUUCUUGUUCCAUCAAAGCCCACACCACACGAACUCAAACAACUCUCAGACAUAGAUGACCAAAAAGGUUUUCGUUUUCAAGUUCCAGUGAUCAUGUUUUACAAAAACAACCCUUCAAUGGAAGGGAAAGACCCUGCGAGUGUGAUUAGAGAAGCACUAGCCAAAGCACUAGUGUUUUACUACCCAUUUGCAGGGAGGCUUGUUGAAGGGCCUAAUCGGAAACUCUCAGUGGAUUGCACAGCCGAAGGGGUUCUGUUCAUAGAGGCAGAUGCAAAUGUGGAGCUCGACUGGCUUGGCGACACGAUUGGGCCAGGGUGUCCAUACUUGGAGGAGCUUCUGUAUGAUGUUCCUGGAUCCGAUGGAAUUGUGGGUUGUCCUCUCUUGUUGAUUCAGGUAUCUCAUGGAGAGGUUCGGACUGAAGGAAAUCAAGCACAUAUAUAGAGAAGUGAAUACUUGCACCGCCGUCUUAGCGAACGAAGGAAGCAAGAAAGGACUCCAUGUUUUGCUUUAUGCUCCUACUUAUCUUGUUAAACAUCUUAAUGAUGAUGAUGCUAAUGGGGUUGUUUUCCCCAGAACUAUGUUUAA
This is a messenger RNA of Camellia sinensis, 757 nucleotides long. The record is from RefSeq and is a predicted model, not a curated record. Lineage: Eukaryota; Viridiplantae; Streptophyta; Magnoliopsida; Ericales; Theaceae.